Messenger RNA from Triplophysa dalaica, 561 nucleotides. RefSeq names its product diphthamide biosynthesis 3 (gene dph3). Gene Ontology annotation, molecular function: metal ion binding. The transcript has 3 exons. Lineage: Eukaryota; Metazoa; Chordata; Actinopteri; Cypriniformes; Nemacheilidae. Gene Ontology annotation, biological process: protein histidyl modification to diphthamide. The record is from RefSeq and is a predicted model, not a curated record. Bases 71 to 325 code for a protein of 84 amino acids.
CACGAGAGGCGCAUGUUGAAUCAGCGGCUUGCUGUAGGUUUAGUAUUCGAACAAAUUAAAUAGAUAACACAUGUCGGUAUUUCACGACGAAGUUGAAAUUGAAGAUUUUGAAUAUGACGAAGAAACAGAGACGUAUUAUUUCCCCUGUCCAUGUGGGGACAGAUUCGCCAUAACGAAGGAGGAUCUUGAAAACGGUGAAGAAGUGGCAACCUGUCCCAGCUGCUCACUAGUAGUGAAAGUCAUCUAUGAUAAGGAUGAGUUCAUUUGUGGAGAAGUAAUUGAAGCACCAAAAACAGAAAGAAAAGUGGAGCUGGCCCAAAGCUGAGACAUGGAUGUAACUCCUAAUCCUUGACUCUGACAAUGGACUUUAACAUACGCAGUUCUCAUUUCAUAGAGCUACUUGCUGUGUUUCCAAAUACUUUGUGAGAAGCCCUGCCUGGACCUCAUGGACUCUUUUAGCACCAAGAUAUUGCACAUAAAGUAGCCUUCUGUUGGUUAUUUUUUUUAACUCUUUUAAAAUGGUUUCUGUUCUUAUUUAAAAAUAAAUUGUUGAGAAUUUGA